UUAACUUAUUUUAGCUCUCAUCUUCACGUCCCUGCAACAAACAUUGUUAAAAACUCCGAGUCAAACAAAAAUUCAACUAACAAAAGAGCUUCUCUCAUGUCAUCUUUGCCUCUCUUACAUCAACUUGAUAUAAUCUUUCUUGAUAUCAGACAAAGCCAUCGACAUUAUACCAGUUCAGGAUCAUCUCAUCUUCACUAGUUGAUUGGAUAGUGAUUGAAGAAAGAUGAGGCAGAGGCCUAAAGGUGCUUCUUCAAAGUCAAAUUUAUCUGGUGCUGUUGCCAGUGGUGAGACAAGCAAUCGAGACAAUAGUGGUGGUAAAGUGAAUAAUGUUUUGAAGGAUAAGAAUGUGGUUGUGGUGGCUAAGAGGUCGUCGUAUGUGAUAUUCACAUUGUUUGUGCUGGCAAUAUAUGGAGCUUGGGGUGUGUACCAUUAUCAGUUUGAGAGUCUGCCGGUUCCGCUGACCCUCGAUCAAGUAGGGAAAAGGGGUUUUUCUGAGCAUGAGGCCAUGAAACAUGUUGAAGCUCUGACUCGAUUAGGCCCCCAUCCAGUUGGUUCCGAUACCCUUGAGAGUGCUUUAAAGUAUGUUACAGAAGCAAUAGAAACUAUAAAGAAAAAAGCCCAUUGGGAGGUUGACAUGGAAGUGGAUUUGUUCCAUGCAAAACAUGGUGCUAACAAUCUAGUUGGUGGCCUCUUUAAAGGGAAAACUCUUGUUUAUUCAGAUUUGAAUCAUGUUGUAUUAAGAAUCAUGCCCAAAUAUGCAUCUGAAGCAGGAGAAAAUGCAAUUCUGGUUUCUUCCCACAUUGACACUGUUUUUGCCGCAGAAGGAGCUGGUGAUUGCAGUUCAUGUGUGGCUGUUAUGCUGGAGCUUGCUCGAGGAGUUUCACAAUGGGCUCAUGGAUUUAAGCAUGCUGUUAUAUUUUUGUUUAAUACUGGAGAGGAGGAAGGUUUGAAUGGUGCUCACAGCUUUAUCACUCAGCAUCCUUGGAGCGAUACAGUACGAAUAGCUAUUGAUUUGGAAGCCAUGGGUAUAGGAGGCAAAUCUGGUAUUUUCCAGGCUGGUCCUCAUCCUUGGGCCAUAGAAAACUUUGCUUUGGUAGCAAAAUAUCCAUCUGCUCAGAUUGUUGCCCAGGAUAUUUUCUUGUCUGGGGCUAUAAAAUCUGCGACGGAUUUUCAAGUGUACAAAGAGCUUGCAGGACUUUCCGGGCUUGACUUUGCAUAUGCCGAUAAUACUGCAGUGUACCACACCAAGAAUGAUAAGUUAAAACUUCUGAAACCUGGUUCUCUCCAACAUCUUGGAGAAAAUAUGCUCGCUUUCUUGCUUCAUGCAGCUGCCUCCUCCAGCCUUCCGAAAGGCAAGGCAACGGAAUCAGAUAUAGAAUCCAGCCAGGACAAAGCUAUAUAUUUUGAUGUUUUGGGAACAUACAUGAUCACGUUUCGUCAGCGCCUCGCCAAUAUGCUUUACAAUUCAGUAAUAUUGCAGUCACUUUUACUAUGGUCUACAUCACUGCUCAUGGGUGGUUAUUCAGCGGCUCUAUCACUGCUCCUAUCAUGUUUGAGUCUGGUACUUAUGUGGAUAUUCUCCAUUAGCUUUUCCAGUGUCGUGGCUUUUAUUCUUCCCCUCAUAUCUUCUUCACCAGUGCCAUUUAUCUCUAGCCCGUGGCUGGUAGUUGGUUUGUUUGGUGCACCUGCUCUUCUUGGGGCAUUUUUGGGUCAGCUCGUCGGUUUUAUUGUCCUUGAAUCAUAUUUGUUUCGUACAUUACCUGAAAGAAGGAAGAAUCUACCUGCUAACUUGCAAUCCAGUGUGGCUAAGUUAGAUGCUGAAAGAUGGCUCUAUAAAGCUGGUUUAUUACAGUGGCUUGUUCUGCUGAUGGUUGGAAAUUACUACAGGAUUGGUUCUACUUAUUUGGCUCUUGCUUGGUUAGUCUGCCCUGCAUUUGCAUAUGGUUUGCUUGAAGCAACGUUAUCACCAGCAAGGUUGCCGAAGCCGCUCAAAACUUUGACCUUGUUAAUUGGCUUGUUUGUGCCCUUCCUACUCUCGUCUGGCAUGGUUAUUAGGUUGAGUGCUACUAUAAUUGGAACUGCUGUCCGAUUUGUAAGGUACCCUGGUACCACGCCUGAAUGGAUGGGAAAUGUAAUAGUUGCUGUAUUCAUUGCUGCUAUUGUUUGUUUGACACUCGUCUAUCUACUCUCGUAUAUUCACAUCUCAGGUGCAAAAAUGUCGAUUAUCAUUGCUACCAGCAUUGUAUUUGUGGUCUCUGUUGGUGCCGUGUGGGCAGGUGUUUUUCCACCGUUUACAGAAGAUACUGCUCGAGCUGUAAAUGUCGUGCAUGUAGUGGACGAGACAAGAACAAAUGGCGAAAAGCUUGAACCUGUUUCGUACAUUUCUCUGUUCUCGACAACCCCUGGAAACUUGAUUAAAGAGGCCGACCAUAUUGGGGAGGGAUUCGUUUGCGGCACUGAUAGACAUUUAGAUUUCGUUACGUUUUCCGUCAAUUACAGUUGUUCGACGGACAAGGGUGCUGCUACUGGCUGGCUUGAGUCUGAUAUUCCAGCGAUCCAUGUGGAUAAGGAUGUGAAAGGAGAAAGCCGAGAGACGCAAAUUUCAAUAGACACCAGAGCUUCCACUCGUUGGUCUCUUGCCAUCAAUACCAGAGAAAUCGAUGACUUCCGGUUGAAAGACACAGACAGUUCCGAGGAGUUGAUUCCACUAGGUGAAAAGAGCAGUGUGGACGGAUGGCACACCAUUCAGUUCUCCGGUGGGAGGAAGGCGCCUACCAAGUUUAACCUCUCAUUGUUCUGGCUCAAAAACAGAACUCAGACGACAACUGGGGGCGUGAAAAACAACGACCGCCUUCUUCUGAGGCUCAGAACGGACGUAGACAGAUCAACACCACCAAUGAAGACCAUUCUCCAGAAGCUCCCUCCAUGGUGUUCCCAGUUUGGGAAGUCGACAUCUCCCCACACGUUAGCGUUUUUGACUAGUCUAUCGAUCUUUUGAUCUAUUUAUACUCCAUCCGUAGUUUGUUACAUGAUUGCACGAGAUGUUGAGUUAUAGAGACGCUGCUUUCAUCAUCGCCAGUCGACCAAAACGACCAUGAAAGAUGCGUACGAGCUACGACACAUAGACAGAUCAAUGCCUAGAGCUGGAGUUGUCGUGACGAACCUUGUUAGAACAUAUGUGAAAUGAUAAAUUAUGUAUUAAAACAUUUUUAUUUAUUUUUUUUAGAAUUUUAUGGAUAUUUCUUAGUCAUAGCUCAUUAUAUCCGUAUCUGAAAAGGUUAAAUUCCAGCAUACAGACAUUAUUUUAGAAUUUAGAUUUUUGAACCCAAAAUCCGGGUAAAGA
This is a messenger RNA of Sesamum indicum (sesame), 3343 nucleotides long. RefSeq names its product Zn-dependent exopeptidases superfamily protein. Gene Ontology annotation, biological process: proteolysis. NCBI's taxonomy places the organism in Eukaryota, Viridiplantae, Streptophyta, Magnoliopsida, Lamiales, Pedaliaceae. The record is from RefSeq and is a predicted model, not a curated record. Gene Ontology annotation, molecular function: metalloexopeptidase activity.